AUGAAUAUCAAAAUGUCUCAACUUACUGGCUAUCACGUUAUGAUAGUCUCAAAAUACUUUGAAACGAUUAAAGACUUUAUCAAUUUGGAGUUUGUCUGCAAGAAGUUUGGUGAUAAUAUGGUAAAGUUUCACUUCAAUCCAAUUCCUUUAAAUUCCAAAACAAUUGUACACUUCCCAAACAUCGAAACACUUCACUUGUGGAAUAAAGAAGAUGAGAACUUUGGCAAUAGAUUUCCUUUCUGUGUUAUAUUUAAUGAAGAUAGUGAAAAUAAAAAACAAAAUGAAGAGUACAAAGAUAAAAAUAAAUGUGUUUUAACAAAAGAGUUCUUUUGUAUCAUUGUGUGGUUUGCUGUUGAUUUCAAAACUGUUAACACAAACAAAAGUCGAAACAUUAAAUUUAAAAAUGUUACUUUCACAAAAAAUGAUAGACAUAAAUUUGGAAAUGUCAUACCAUUUGGUGUGACAUCGAUUGGUGAUGAUUGUUUCAGUUAUUUAUGCAGUCUGAGAAGUGUUACAAUACCAUCAAGUGUGACGUCGAUUGGUAAUUAUUGUUUCUAUGGAUGUGCAAGUCUCAGCAGUGUUACAAUAACAUCCAAUGUGUUAUUAUUUUGUGAGAGUUGUUUUAGUGAAUGCAGUAGUCUUGGCAGUAUUGCAAUACCAUAUAGUGUAACAUCAUUCAGUAAAAACUGUUUCAACGGGUGCAGCAGUUUGAAUAGUAUCACUAUACCAUUAGGUGUAACAUCAUAUAAUGAUUGGUGUUUCAGUGGAUGUAGUAAUCUAAGCAGUAUGACAAUACCAUCAAAUGUCACAUACAUUGGUAUCGGUUGUUUCAGUCAUUGUUGUGGUUUAAGAAAUGUAACAAUACAUUCAAAUGUCACAAUUAUUAGUAAUAGUUGUUUUUAUGGAUGUGAUAGUCUGAGCAGUGUAGAUUUGCCAUUAAGUGUGAAAUCUAUUGGUCAUCAGUGUUUCAGUUAUUGCAGCAGUCUGAGCAGUGUUACAAUACCAUUGAGUGUGACAUCAAUUGGUUAUUAUUGUUUUCAUGAAUGUAAUAAUCUCAGCAGUGUUUCUAUAUCAUCCAAUGUGACAUCAGUUGGUAAUUAUUGUUUCCCAUCAAACACGGUGAUUCAACAUAAUUAA
Entamoeba invadens IP1 is the source of this 1137-nucleotide messenger RNA. RefSeq lists its product as hypothetical. The record is from RefSeq and is a predicted model, not a curated record. Lineage: Eukaryota; Evosea; Mastigamoebida; Endamoebidae. The transcript has a single exon. The coding region runs from base 1 to 1137 and encodes 378 amino acids.